This is a messenger RNA of Saccoglossus kowalevskii, 317 nucleotides long. RefSeq names its product prostaglandin reductase 2-like. The record is from RefSeq and is a predicted model, not a curated record. NCBI's taxonomy places the organism in Eukaryota, Metazoa, Hemichordata, Enteropneusta, Harrimaniidae.
GAGCUGACAACGCACCAAUGGUAGAUAACUUUGAUGUUGAAGAAUGUCCUUAUCCUGCAUGUAUACCAACUGAUAGUGUCUUGGUGAAGACUCUCUAUCUUUCAGUGGAUCCCUAUAUGCGAUGUCAAAUGAAUGAAGACACUGGUGCUGAUUACUUGUCGCCAUGGAAACUUGGGGAAGCAGCAGGUGGUGUAGGUGUUGGUGUUGUUAUCAAAAGUAACCAUGUUAAUUUCAAACAGGGUGAUAUUGUUACAGUUCAAGAAUUCAUGUGGCCAUGGCAACUGUUUGCAGUUAUGUCAGCUGAUCAUCUAACGAAG